Messenger RNA from Lates calcarifer (barramundi perch), 2248 nucleotides. RefSeq names its product purinergic receptor P2X, ligand-gated ion channel, 3b (gene p2rx3b). Gene Ontology annotation, biological process: response to ATP; monoatomic cation transmembrane transport. Gene Ontology annotation, cellular component: nuclear inner membrane; plasma membrane. Gene Ontology annotation, molecular function: purinergic nucleotide receptor activity; extracellularly ATP-gated monoatomic cation channel activity; ATP binding. Lineage: Eukaryota; Metazoa; Chordata; Actinopteri; Centropomidae. The coding region runs from base 496 to 1710 and encodes 404 amino acids. The transcript has 12 exons. The record is from RefSeq and is a predicted model, not a curated record.
GAUUAAUAAAAGAGAGAGAGAGAGCUAGGAAAGAAGAGACUGGCAGAAUGGGUGAAGAGAGAGUCAAGGACGAAAGACGCAGAGAGAGAGAGAGCUGUUAACUUGCUGACUAGUCAGUCAUCAUGAUGCAUAAAGUCUGGAGUUACAGGAAGAAAGCAUCAGCUGAGGAUCGGUGUCACUGAGCACAGGCGUUUCUUAGCUUUCAAAGACAGGACCAUUUCCAUGAGGAAGAAGACAUAUGACUUCUGGAUAUCUAGCAUACAGCUCUCACUAUUUUUUCUUUUUUUGGACACAAAAUAUUAUGAAGAUGUCAACCACAUUUCAGGACUUAAAUCUCUAAUUGCAGAAGGCACACACACUAACCUUUAUUCUGUGACAAUAACACAAUACAAUUUGUAAUUUAUUCUUUAUUUCUAUAAUUCUAUAAGUGAUAUCACAUACAGAAAAUACACAAACAUUAACUUUUUUGUAUUUAGUGACACUCAAACUGUUAGGAUGUGGUCUUGUAUAACAGACUUUUUCACCUACGAAACCACCAAGUCGGUGGUAGUGAAGAGCUGGACCAUCGGCAUCAUCAACCGUGUCGUCCAACUUCUCAUCAUCACGUACUUCGUUGGGUGGGUCUUUGUCUAUGAAAAGGCGUACCAGGUGAGAGACACAGCUAUCGAAUCCUCUGUGAUGACCAAGGUCAAAGGUUUUGGAAUCUACAAUGACAAGGUCAUGGAUGUUGCAGACUACGUCACUCCUACGCAGGGGGCUUCAGUCUUCUGCAUUAUCACCAAACUGAUCACUACAGAGAACCAAGUCCAAGGAUACUGUCCUGAGAGUGAGAAGAAGUAUAUUUGUACCCACGACAGCAACUGCACCAGACACCUUAAUAAGCCAGGAAGUUAUGGAAUUCUUACAGGGAAAUGUGUUCCUUUCAAUGCCACCAUCAAAAUGUGUCAAAUAAAAGGGUGGUGUCCUGCUGAGAUAGACACCAUCAAGACUACACCCAUGAUGGAAGUGGAAAAUUUCACCAUCUUCAUUAAGAAUAGCAUCCGCUUCCCAAUCUUCAACUACACCAAAGGGAACUUCCUUCCUACUAUCACUGGUGAUUACAUUAAAAAUUGUAACUUUGACAUGGUCAACAACACCUACUGCCCCAUCUUCAGAGUGGGAGACGUGGUCCGGUAUGCGCAGCAGAACUUCACUAAACUGGCAGACAAGGGAGGAGUGAUUGGCAUAAAGAUCGGCUGGAUGUGUGAUCUGGACAAGUCAGACGACCAGUGUAACCCCUCAUACUCAUUCACCCGACUGGAUGCCAUGUCUCAGAAGAACGCUGUCUCACCAGGCUACAAUUUCAGGUUUGCUAAAUACUAUAAGAUGGAAAAUGGGACAGACUACCGCACUCUGGUCAAAGCCUAUGCUAUUAGGUUUGAUGUUCUGGUUAAUGGAAAUGCAGGGAAGUUCAACAUGAUCCCCACGCUCAUCAACAUGGUGGCAGCCUUCACGUCAGUAGGAGUGGGUACAGUGCUAUGUGACAUCAUACUGCUGAACUUCCUGAAAGGAGCGGAACAGUACAAGGCCAAAAAAUUUGAAGAGGUUUCAGACAGGCCGAUGGAAACCCAAACCAAUGGGCUUUACCGCUCCCAGCUGUCUCUCAGACAUAGCGACACCAUCCUGAGGUCGAGUGACUCAGGAGCAUUUUCUAUUGAACAUUACAGCUAAAUGGUCAGAGAGCAGUGGACUGAGGAGGACAGAUGUGGGCUGGGUUUCUCUUAAAAUGUUUUAGCAGUUUUACUCUUUCAGGGGUCUCUUCAUUAUAACACAGCAUUAUCCACAUGUUCAUGUCACAUGAGGAACCUUGUUGCCCUAAAAUAUUUUUAAACCGGUAGUGAUGAUGAAGAUAUAUUUACAAUAAAUAAAUGAAUAAAUAGAACACAAAUGCAUGAGUAUCUUUGCAUGGUGAUGGUUUUAAAAUCAGACUUUGGCUCAGGAUUUUCUGAGUAGAAGGAAAUAGACCUGGAAAAUAUUUUAUGUUUGAGCUCUCUUUGCUUCUUUUGCAUCUUGUAUUGAAACUGCUAUAAUAUAGCUUCAGUGGUGGAAUACUUGCUCUGCCCUCUUAAUAGUUAUGUGGUAGUUUCCAUUCUGAUAGAAUGAUUCUGUGUAAUGGAGCCAGACUGUGGUUUGGUUUGAUAAGAAAAGCAUUUUCUCUCUGCUGAUUAUGAGCUGAAAUAAAGCCACAAUACAGUGAUGGAGAGCAUGA